Messenger RNA from Trichoderma gamsii, 1731 nucleotides. RefSeq lists its product as hypothetical. Gene Ontology annotation, biological process: xenobiotic detoxification by transmembrane export across the plasma membrane. Gene Ontology annotation, molecular function: fluconazole transmembrane transporter activity. NCBI's taxonomy places the organism in Eukaryota, Fungi, Ascomycota, Sordariomycetes, Hypocreales, Hypocreaceae. The record is from RefSeq and is a predicted model, not a curated record. The transcript has a single exon. The coding region runs from base 1 to 1731 and encodes 576 amino acids.
AUGUACGACCUUAUUCGCGACGCGCCUCUUGGCCAAGCGAUUCGAUUCCUCUCAGGAAAGCGGCUGUUCAAAUAUCCAGAAGAGGAGGCGAGCUUUGCACUGCCACCACAGUAUACGGCACGACUGAAAGAGGAGAAACCUGAUAUCGGAAACGCACCCGACCAGAGAAUUUCUGGCGAUACUCAGACCUCUCAGCAGCACCGCCCUGGCGAUGUCGAGAAUAUCGGAGGCGAGUGGAUGCAUGAGCAUGAUGCUCGUGGCGAGCGAGAAAUAGAACUCCAGCGCACAAAGUCCAUUCCAAUCGUGCCCGAGAAAACCAAUGACGGCGUCGUGCUUGUUGAUUGGUACACGACCGAUGACCCGGCGAACCCACAGAACUGGUCGAAGCUCAAGAAGUACUGGAUCACAGGCGUGCUUUGCGCCUAUACGUUUGCCGUGUACUGCGGUGGACCGGUGUAUGUGGCUUCGGCCGCAGGGGUUGAAGAACGCUUCGGAGUAGGCCCAGUUGCUUCCAGUCUGGGACUUGCACUCUAUGUGUGUGCCUUUGGCGUGGGCGAUUUGAUCUUCUCCCCUAUUACCGAGAUCCCUGUCGUAGGACGCAACCACGUCUACUACUUGACCUUUAUCGUCUACUGGGCGCUCUCAUUUGCUCCACCAGUUGUCAACAGCUUCGGAGGCUUGCUGGUCCUACGAUUUCUGCUGGGAUUCUUUGGCAGCCCAGCGCUUGCUAAUGGCGGAGCUUCUGUUGGUGACAUCUACAGUCUACUGUACGUUCCUUACGGUCUCUGUUGGUGGGCUUUUGGAGGUUACCAAGGGCCUUCCAUAGGGCCAUUGAUCGGUGGCUUCGCAGCUCAGGCAAAGGGCUGGAGGUGGCCAAUGUGGGAAGUUGUCUGGCUUUCGUCAAUCAUCUUGGUACUGCUUUUGACUCUUAUGCCUGAGACAUCGGCGGAUAACAUCUUGCUGCGCCGCGCACGCCGCCUUCGCAAGCUGACUGGCAACGCCAAUCUGCAGUCUCAGAGUGAGAUCAACCAACGGCAUAUCAGCACAUAUAGCAUUGUCAAAACUGUCCUCAUCCGACCGACGGAGAUUAUGCUCAAGGAUCCCUCUAUUUUCUUCAUCCAUGUCUACACAGCAUACUUCUAUGCAAUUUUCUAUACAUUCUUCGAGGUCUUCCCGCUUGUCUUCCCGGUUAUAUAUGGCUUCAACGAAGGCGAAACUGGACUUGCAUUUGUGUCAUGUCUCAUCGGUAGCACGACUGCUUUAUUCUCAUACUUUGCAUAUCUUCAUUUCUAUAUGAUUCCGGACAACAUCAAAAACGGCCUGCGAGCGCAAGAGCACAGACUUGUACCAGCAAUCUUUGGCUCAGUCUUGCUCCCGGUGGGCAUGUUCAUGUUUGCGUGGACAGCCAGGGAAUCAGUGCAUUGGAUCGUAUGCUUAAUUAGCGUCGCUCUCUUUGUUUGCGGAGAAUUUAUCGUUAUGCAAUCGUUAUUCAUCUACCUUCCAAUGUCGUAUCCGCAAUAUGCUGCAUCUCUUUUUGCUGGUAACAGUGUCUUGAGAUCAACUCUUGCUGGCGGCGCCGUGCUUUUCGCCAGGCCGUUGUUCGUCAACUUGGGGGUAGCUAGGGGUGUUUCUCUGUUGGCCGGUAUAAGUGUGGCAGGUAUAAUUGGAACGACUAUGAUAUACUUUUUCGGCGCGAAAUUGCGAGCAAGGUCUACCUUUGCCACCAGUUGA